CGGGAUCCGCGAGGAUGGCACGGGAGCUUCACGCGUGCCUCGUCCGCUACUACGCGCGUCUCGAGAGGCUGGACGACAAGUGGAGGGAGCUGUCGAAGAAGGCCGAGAUACUGCUCGAUAUUUUGUCUAAUCGAACCGAGCAGCUACGCCAGGUCAUGAAUGUUCACAGUGAAGAAAUAGACGGAGUGGAAGAUAUCAUGGAUCGGGAAACGCGGGAAAGAUUGGCAUUCAAAAUUCUCAUGGGCCUCGAGGAAGAGAUGGCGCGCCUCUAUAAUAUUUUAACGCAGCUGAACGACGCCAAUCAGGAUUUGAAGAACUAUCUGGACAAUCUGGAGAACGCGAGAAGUAAAGUGUCCUUGAAGGACGAAACAAUGAAGGAAUUAAUCAAGGGGACGCCUUACCGGCCGACGCUCGAGCUGCUUCUGCAGUGGGCCGUGGAAGGCUUCCAGUUCUUCCAUAACAUGUAUCUCCGUGUGAACGAUGGCAUGAAAUCACUCGACUACAAGGCAGAGAAGACUGUUGACAAUCUGGUCUCUUCUUUCGCAGAAGAGAAGCGCGGGAGGAAAAACAUAAAUAGGAUUCUCGCUUGUACGCAAUUUCUAGCUAAGGAGACCCUAAAUUAACGACGCGAAGAUGCACGAAUUCAAUGGAGGCAAUGGAGUUUAAACGGAUAAAAUUUAUAUGCAAACGCCUAGAUAUUUGCCGGCUGAUAAAUACAGAUUGAUAAGUUAUAACUAUUUUUAACUGCGCAAGACCCAUGUCUACAAAUAUUUUUUAUACAUAAAGAAUAAAUAGUGUAAUUCGCGAAAUAAAAUAGUGUAAAUU
This is a messenger RNA of Vollenhovia emeryi, 825 nucleotides long. RefSeq lists its product as uncharacterized. The transcript has 5 exons. The coding region runs from base 15 to 623 and encodes 202 amino acids. The record is from RefSeq and is a predicted model, not a curated record. NCBI's taxonomy places the organism in Eukaryota, Metazoa, Arthropoda, Insecta, Hymenoptera, Formicidae.